UAAAUAUAUUGUAUCAGAGGGCGCCAUUAGUUCGAGUAUUCACUUGUACUUACAUAUGUGUAUGUUUCGUCUGCGUAAAUAUUUUGCUGUAAACUCCAGAAUAAUAUUGUGGUUAUUUGAAUUUUUCAUGAAAUUUAUGUGGUAUUUGUAGUUACAGAAGCGACAUAUGGAGGAAAAUAAAACUAUAGUACAUGAUCUUAAUAAAUUGGAAGUUAAGGAUGUUUGGAAAGAUUUUUAUUGUCCAAAAUAUGUUACCCACCUUUGUCCUAAAACUGACAAAUUAUCAAAAGAAAUAUUAGAUUUCUACGAACAAUUAAAACUGGACACUAAUCAUAUUCUACAAAAAUUGGACAAACUCAUAUCUGAUCCUAUAACAAGUGAUAGCAUAGUUCGCAUUUGCAGACUUUUAUAUGAUUAUCUUGAUAAAGUAGGAGAUGAUGGUUAUAAAGUUAAAGAUUUACCAUUGGUAAUAAAAGUAUUAAAGUUUUUGGGUGAAAAUGUUAAAAUGGUUAAAGAAUAUGAGCUACAUCUUGAUAGAAUGUUAGAGCUUUGUAAUGUACCACCCAUAUUAGAAAAGCCAUCUGAAAGUGUAAUUCAUAUUAAUAUAAUGGAACAAUAUUUUACAUUGCUAGGACAUCUUCUUGUAGUCUUACCUACAAAGCAGCAAACAUUAAAAAUUCAUAGGGCUCUUGAUUCUUUGUUAUUAAAAGAACAAAUAAGAAAUGUCCCUACAAUAAAAGUUGAACAUUGUCGUAAAGCUAUGGAAAAUUCAAGGUUACCAUUAACUGUGACUGAACUGUUACAAGCUUCUUUUCUAAAAAUGUAUCCAAAAAUUUUAGAACUAGUUUUCUUACUUUCAUCUAUCUCUCAUAAAUGUUGUUACAGAAUGCUGGAAGCUAAUAUACUCGAUGUUAUGUUUAUAAGAAUGGAUCUUCCUUAUGCAAUUCAAUUACAAUGUACACGGCCUCCUGACUUAUUGUUAGAUGGGGAAGAAUAUAGUGAUGAAACAACUCUUUUGAUAAUGAAUACUCUGUGGAGCUUGAUGAAAUUUAUUAUUUUUUCUGAUAAUAUGCCAAGAAAUUUAAAGGAAAAUUUGAAACCAACUCAUUGUGUUUUAUGGGGCCUAUGUUAUGCUUUCAAGCGACAGAUAUGUUAUAGCCAAUAUAGAAAGUUUAGUGUCAAAAUUAGAAAUGAAAUUGCUAUGAUCAUUCUUAUAAUUUCAAUUACCUUACCUUCUUGGAACCUUGUUAGUAGUGGUAUAGCUGAUGCUGUUAUUAAAUAUUUAAUUGGAAUUGAAUUUGGGUCUACUACAAUAUUUUCAAAAGUGAUAAAAUUUGGUAGAACUACUGAUGAUUUGCACUUUGAAAAAACUUUAUUAUUAAUUGUUACACAUUUAGCAGAAGUUGAUGCUUGUAUUUUUGUAAUUACUUUCUCUCUUUCUCUCUUUUUUUAAUUAUAUUGAGGGAACAAAAGUUACUUGGAACACAUCUCAAUUUUGGGAUUUAUGGACUCACGCUGUAAAUGCUUUAUCUAUAUUGGCACCAAAAAUGCCAGAACAAUUCAUAGAAUAUGGUGGUGGUAUUA
Bombus terrestris (buff-tailed bumblebee) is the source of this 1584-nucleotide messenger RNA. Its product is annotated as cilia- and flagella-associated protein 69-like. Bases 167 to 1453 code for a protein of 428 amino acids. The transcript is spliced from 6 exons. Lineage: Eukaryota; Metazoa; Arthropoda; Insecta; Hymenoptera; Apidae. The record is from RefSeq and is a predicted model, not a curated record.